Messenger RNA from Prorocentrum cordatum, 3695 nucleotides. Lineage: Eukaryota; Dinophyceae; Prorocentrales; Prorocentraceae. The record is from the annotation of a GenBank genome assembly.
GGCGGGCACAGGGCACUGGCGCCGGCGCUUCUGCGCUCGAGACUCGAGCCUGUGCUGUGAGCUGCACUGACAGUACCACGCUGGCCAUGCCGCCCAAGGGCAAGAAGUGUCCGGCGGGGGGCGCCAAGAAGCAGGCUGCGCACAGCAGGGAGGCGAAGAAGCAGAAGGACGGAGCCGACCACCCUAACCUCCAGUCGCGCCCCAGGGAGUGCGACACGUGUGGGCAGAACACGCGCGGGUUUGAUCAGCAUUGCGCGCCUGGGACCUACCUCUAUUGGCCCAAGGCGGAGGUCUGCGCCACGACUAAGAUCAAGACGCCCAUGGGGACGGAGUGCGGCCACUGCUUGCACGCGCGGCAGAAGUGCUACGCCAAGGGCACCACUGCCCAACAUAUCAUCCAGAAGAGGAAAGAUCCAGAUGAGAACGCUCGACACGAGAGGUUGCGCGAGGAUCGCGCAUCAGGGAGGAACGAGUGCCAGAUGACCGACGCGGUGAACGCGAAGGUCCAGACGGUCCAAGAGAAGAAGGACUUCUCGGAGGCCUUUGUCGAGGGCGAGUUCUGUGAGCUGAGGGACUUCUGCAGAGACCGAAACUUGCAGUUCUCGUCCCAGGAGGAGGCCGUGCACUACAUCAACGAAAGGCUAGGCUUCGAGACUGGGAUGGGCGAGACAAACGAGUUCGGCGUCUUCGUAGUUGAGAAACGACCAGGAGCUAGGUACAAGUUUCGCAAGGGACUCGCGAGGAGCUCUGGGGUCAUUCGUAAGGAGAGUCACGACGACCUGCAGUCAGCCGUCGACCAGGGUUUGGAGGACAGCGCGGACAUGCGGAGCAAGGAGGGCGUCCACGACGUCACGUCUGCUGCCGAGCACGACGCGGAGGAGGGCACCCUCUCAACCGACAACGGCAUUGCCCCGAUGAUUGCGCCGCCGCCUCAGGCAUCACGUGGUGGCUCGCAGUCGCAGUGCCAGUCGCAGGAUCUCUCCAUCUUGCCCUCCUCCGCUUCGGGCGCUGGUUCUGAUCGCAGCGAAGCAAGUGACAACUUCGACGUCCAGUCCAUCAGCAGCGGCGGCGGCGCCUCGCGCAAGAGGCCUUUCGGCAUGACGGCCAGCGCCUUCGGCGAGAGCGCGGGCGAGGCGCCUGGGUCUCCUCGGAGUGGACAUGGCACACCGACGCCGCCCGCCAGGAAUGCCAAGGAUGCCGAGGACGCGCCGAGCUCGAGGAAGACGCAGAGGGGGCCUCCAGAGACGUUGGUGGAGUCAGGCAAGGCCGUCCUCGACGAUGUCGAGACCACGUGGAGGGUGGCGAACCUGUGGAGCAAGCGGUACAGGCAGCGCGACUUCGAGAACUUGCUCACGAGGUUGACCGCCAAGGCGAACACGGUCGGGAGUUCGAUGAUCGACGAGUCGGCAGAAGAUUCGGACCAGUUGUUCAGGACUGGAGUGCGACUUGAGGAGACGAGAGAUUGCUUCGAGAAGCUGAAGACGCCCCCAGAGGUGGCCAUAUCGACGGAGGUCCCCAAAGUUCUAGUGGACGUCCUGAAGCAAGCCGACGUCCCCCUGAAGUCUAACAUGGCCUCCACAAUUUGCUGCGCUCUGCUAGGGCAGACGGGCCCCGCCCCCCGCGCGCUGGCCCUGAAGAUGGCGACGUUCGGAAGCACCGGCAUCGGCGACGACGACGAGUUCCUUGCGAAUUGCCAGCAUAAUCACAUUCAAUCAUUCGCCGAUAAAGCCCUGAAGCGAAUAUCCAAGGGGGAGUUUUCGGCGCUCAUGGCCGCGUGCGACGGGAUCAUCGGCGAAUGUGACAUCAACGCCCUGGACAUCGACAGCGCCAAGAUAGACCCUUCCACGGGAUGGUUGCCUCUUGUCAUUGCCGACCUGAAUGCCGUGCGAUUUUUCGGGAAGGUGCUGGCCGUCGAUGCGAGGGAGAAGUUGCCUCGGGACUUGCGGGUCGAGGCGCUGAGGGUGCACGCGAACAAAGAGAAGCUGAGCAAUCGACUGCGUUGUCUCAUCAGGGUUGGGGCUGGGAGUACCAACUGGGCUCGCGCAGCGUGGGAACAAACGCCCUUCGCUGAAUUCGCUGGCACAUCGGAAGGUGUUGCUCUCGACUCCACCGCCCAACAGAUGAUGGUCACGAUUUGCGCCGAGAUCAAGACGUUCCUCAGCGGGGACAAUGGGGCCUCAGUCGAGAAGUUAUUCGAGGUAGUCAGCAGGACCGUCAUGGAUAUUGAUGGCAGGCUUAAGGAGAUCGACACUUUUGCUAAAUACAUGGGCAGCUUCGACGAUGAGAAGGCCUCUCAGGAAUCAUCCACCCUCAUCUCUUUGAAGAACGAGCUUUUGGAAGCGCUUGGCAAUGCAAUGACGGAGAUCCUGGCCUACUACGACCGCUUUUCGGACAAUCUCGAGAACGUCUAUGCCGCGUCCGCUUGUUGCGCGGGGGACACCAGCGGGACGGCAUCGGGCGCCGACUGUUUCAGGCUCUUCUCCGAGAUUGCGAAGAGAAUCCUAAAGUUCGAGAUCGGGGUUCCCGAGAGGGCGGUAGUCCAGGAGGCGAAGCUUCGGGCCGAGCUAGUCGUCGACGCAAACGAGACGAAGAUGCGAUCUUCGAGCAAGCCCAUGGAGAGCGCGAUAUCUAUGUGGAGCGACCUCUGGUUGCGAGAAGGUGCCAUUGCAUGCGCGCCGCAACUCGCCGACAUGAGCAGCUGGGCGGCAGGCUUCGAGUCAUUCAACGCGUCCAUCUCGACAUGCCCGAUCAGCACUCCGAUCAUGAGCCUUGUCAAGCAGGUGGCAGCGUCCGAGAACUGCUGCAUGGUGACUCCGAAGUUCCUCCAGACGGCAACCGAUCGGAGUGGGGCCAUGCCUCCUGGCAUUGGACCUCUCGUCGGGUCGAUGCAGGCCUACUUCCAGGUCAAGAAGGUCAUGGAGUCCAAGCUGUCUGGCAAGGUGGUCGGCACCGUCCAGUUGACAAACGACUUGACGUCCUACUCCAGCAUGGCGGAGCCAGUCUCGUCUAAGGGCGAGCUGGCCGAGUGGAAGGUGCAACUGAUCGCCGAGUGGUCAGAUACGUUCAACAACGCGGUGGAGAGUGUGAACACGGCCCCCUUGGAUGCGUUCCUUUUGAAAUACGGCGAGGGCGGAGAGAAGAUCAUGUCGAUCAUAUCGUCUUGGAGCUUCGGUGCAGAGGGCGACGGCGAGAAGAAACUGUGGUUGAGCCCGAGCCAGAAAGACCCAGUGAGGGACGCAGAGAUGAAGAGUGUUGCCGCGUUCGUGCAGAACGUGCCCCAUGCCGGGCGCAUCUUCGGUGAGCCGCAGAGCUCCCGCACGUCCCUCUACUGGCUGAACGAUGACCAGCUGAAGACGCUGGACCAGGUCAUAGCGAGCAUGGAUCGGAUCAGAACGGUUGCGAAGGAGAGCGCACUCCUGGCGGGCGCCAUCGUGCUCGCCAACUCCACCCUGACGGGCGACGGCAAGCUAGAGUCGAAGAAGUUCGUCUUCGAGAGGCUGGGGGUGCAGAAGAGCGACUUGCCCCAGAAGCUGGGCGAGGCGAUGGGCAUCGCCCAGGCCGCCGAGUGCGGCGACGCAGCUGUCGCCAGCGCGACAGGGGCGCCUGCCAGUGAGCAGACCAAGGCCAAGAAGGCGCCUGCCAAGCCUCUGGCCUUGGCGCCCCCAUUGAAGAAAUGUACAGCAGAGCCGAAGUAG